UAAAAUAGAAGCACACACACUCUUCUCUCUCACACACAAAGUUUUGUCGUAGGAUAGUUGGUCGCUGUGCUGAAAAUCUUCCAGAACCUGUUCCUGACCUACGCUCCUAAGCACAGAUCUAGGAUCAGCUCAUCCUCAUCAAAUCCAAACCAGGACCUUAUUAAACCACAAGGGGAACACUAACCUCAGACCAGCGUUUAAACCCCACGUCUUCCUGCGAAGACACUGACUCUCCGUCCAGAAUUCCUCUGCGCUCCAGCCGUCUGUCCAUCCAUCCAUCCGUCCAUCCAUACAUCCAGCCGUCCAUCCAUCCAUCCGUCCAUCCAUCCACACCCCAGCCAGCCAUGAGUCUGAUGAGCGAGGACAUGGAGUGCUGUGUCUGCCUCCAGCCCUACACUCGCAGGGAGAAGUUCCCUCGGAUGCUCCACUGUAAGCACACAUUCUGUGGGCUGUGCUUGCAGGCGAUGUCCAGGCUCCAGAGCGGACUACUGACAGUCUGCUGCCCCCUGUGCCGUUGGAUAACCUGCACCGAGCCCAGCCUCACCUUGUCGGGGUCGCUGUGGGUUAACACUGAGAUCUGGGACCAGAUACUAGACAGACAACAGGAAGAGGAGGAGGAGGAAGAGGAGGAAGAGUGGAAGGGAGCUAACAGACAGACACAGACCACUACACAGUACACAUGUUCUCCAUCAAGGCAUUGUGGCCUGAGGCUCAAACUACAGAAUUUCCUGAGGAGGAUGAAGCACAAUGUACUGUAAACCGAGAAGACGAAGAGCAGAGAAAAAGAAGCCUGGAUUUUCCCAUUUCAGAGUAGGAGAUACUCAUUGAGUAAUGAAGCGAAUUCAUAAAACAGGACCGACCGGUGAUUUUCCAUAAUGAAGCAAGAUUGAACCAAUUAUUCAUAUGCUUUGUGUUUGAUUGACUUUGGGUAUGUGUAAUGUUCUCAGUCAACUUACCUGGUAAAAUAAGGGUUAAAUUAUAAUGUUAAUAAUAAAGGAUGGAUAGGUGGAGGAAAUAAAAAAUGAGAUAUUAAAUGGAUAUUAAAUGGAUUGAGGAAAAGGAAGUUAUGAAUAGACAGACAGACAGACACACAGACAGACAGACAGACAGACAGACAGACAGACAGACAGACAGACAGACAGACAGAUAGUCAGUUAAGAACAAACUCUUUUGAUCAGGGCCGUGCUCCAUCCACCCUGUUAUCUAAUCUAACCCCCAUACAUACCAUUCCUUAUAUAGUAUCCUACUUUUAGUCAGGGCCGUGCUCCAUCCACCCUGUUAUCUAAUCUAACCCCCAUACAUACCAUUCCUUAUAUAGUAUACUACUUUUAGUCAGGGCCGUGCUCCAUCCACCCUGUUAUCUAAUCUAACCCCCAUACAUACCAUUCCUUAUAUAGUAUACUACUUUUAGUCAGGGCCGUGCUCCAUCCACCCUGUUAUCUAAUCUAACCCCCAUACAUACCAUUCCUUAUAUAGUAUACUACUUUUAGUCAGGGCCGUGCUCCAUCCACCCUGUUAUCUAAUCUAACCCCCAUACAUACCAUUCCUUAUAUAGUAUACUACUUUUAGUCAGGGCCGUGCUCCAUCCACCCUGGUAUCUAAUCUAACCCCCAUACAUACCAUUCCUUAUAUAGUAUACUAUUUUUAGUCAGGGCCGUGCUCCAUCCACCCUGUUAUCUAAUCUAACCCCCAUACAUACCAUUCCUUAUAUAGUAUACUACUUUUAGUCAGGGCCGUGCUCCAUCCACCCUGGUAUCUAAUCUAACCCCCAUACAUACCAUUCCUUAUAUAGUAUACUAUUUUUAGUCAGGGCCGUGCUCCAUCCACCCUGUUAUCUAAUCUAACCCCCAUACAUACCAUUCCUUAUAUAGUAUACUACUUUUAGUCAGGGCCGUGCUCCAUCCACCCUGUUAUCUAAUCUAACCCCCAUACAUACCAUUCCUUAUAUAGUAUACUACUUUUAGUCAGGGCCGUGCUCCAUCCACCCUGUUAUCUAGCCUAACCCCCAUACAUACCAUUCCUUAUAUAGUAUACUACUUUUAGUCAGGGCCGUGCUCCAUCCACCCUGUUAUCUAAUCUAACCCCCAUACAUACCAUUCCUUAUAUAGUAUACUACUUUUAGUCAGGGCCGUGCUCCAUCCACCCUGUUAUCUAAUCUAACCCCCAUACAUACCAUUCCUUAUAUAGUAUACUACUUUUAGUCAGGGCCGUGCUCCAUCCACCCUGUUAUCUAAUCUAACCCCCAUACAUACCAUUCCUUAUAUAGUAUACUACUUUUAGUCAGGGCCGUGCUCCAUCCACCCUGUUAUCUAAUCUAACCCCCAUACAUACCAUUCCUUAUAUAGUAUACUACUUUUAGUCAGGGCCGUGCUCCAUCCACCCUGU
This is a messenger RNA of Oncorhynchus tshawytscha (Chinook salmon), 2385 nucleotides long. RefSeq names its product RING-H2 finger protein ATL7-like. The record is from RefSeq and is a predicted model, not a curated record. NCBI's taxonomy places the organism in Eukaryota, Metazoa, Chordata, Actinopteri, Salmoniformes, Salmonidae. Gene Ontology annotation, biological process: protein ubiquitination. The coding region runs from base 345 to 758 and encodes 137 amino acids. Gene Ontology annotation, molecular function: ubiquitin protein ligase activity. The transcript is spliced from 3 exons.